Porites evermanni is the source of this 34759-nucleotide messenger RNA. Lineage: Eukaryota; Metazoa; Cnidaria; Anthozoa; Scleractinia; Poritidae. The record is from the annotation of a GenBank genome assembly.
AUUCGUGGCUCCGCGGCUGAUUCAACAUGUUCGUCUAUUGAUGGUGCCUUGAACAUUUGGCUCAGAAGAGACUAACGUGCUGUCCGUCGAAGGUUUCAAAAUGGCUUCAGCUUACUUCUGGAUUCCAAUUUUAUCAGCCGCUGGAAUUAUAGCUAUUUGCAAUGUUAUAAUCAGCUUAGUGAAGAGCUAUCGCCGAGCAAGACACCUAGCCGUGUUUCCCUCAGCACCAAGUGACUGGUUUACCGGGCAUCGCAAACACGUAAGGCUUUUUAUAUUCUUCACGAUAGAGACUUAUUGAUAUACAGCCGAUGUUACAGUUUGUCUUUACUUUUACAUUACUUGUUAUGUUAAUUCUGACGACCACGAGAUUAUUAUAGCAGCAUUAAGAAUAUGAAGUGACCGGCUGAUAUUCUAAAGCUUUAAACCGUUUAUAAUUAUUAAAGUUAAAAUUUUUCAUGUCGGAGCUUUCAUGAACCGUCAGUCAACGGCACACGAAUCGACUGAAGAAAAAUUCAGGUUUGGAACAGUUUUUGUUCAGUUUAUUUCAGUCUCCGAUUGUCUCGUGACUACUGCUGUUUUCUUGAAGUGUGAUUAUAUUUGGCAUUCAUUAAUAUGCGAAGUCACGCAAGUCACGCAAGGGAAGAAAAAACAGUGAAAAAACACUGGUUUUAGGAGUCAGUGCUCUAGCCUGAACCCUUUGAGUCGCAAACUCUUCUUUCUCGGGUGUUCGCGACUCGAGGAGAUGGCUGAAAUUCAGGCUAUCGGUGCUCUAGACAUGUAGACAAUUUGAUAAAGAAUAAAAAAGUGAAAGAAAUAAAAACGGUUGCACUGUGUGUUUUCGAAAACCCAAAAAGGAAUCGUACCGAAGGUUACGACAAGAUCGCAAAACAAGCCCAGAUCGCCCUAAAAACACAAGAAAACACAAAAUAUAACAGCAUAAUUAAGUUUAUUUUAUUUCUGUUCUUCACAAUAAGGCUAAGAUAAAGGGGUAUUUUUUUGUAUUUUUAGUUUCCUAGUCUUCUCGGAUAAAGAUGAAAAACCGCCAAGGAGUGGAUGAAAAGACAUUUAUAAUUUUAUUUGUAUCUUCUUGAGACAUGCGUGUCGUGCGUUAUGUUUUAAACGAUUGGAGAGCGUUUCCCUUACGUGACCAGCAUAUAUGCAAAUUUAUUGGAACAAAAGAAAGCGUUUCAACGCCCAUAGGAAUGGCUUGGUCUUGGUAAAUCAGUGGGGACCUUGAUAGCCUGAGUAUCAGGCCUUCCUAAGGGGCUAGGGGAGAGGAGAUUCCCUUUUUCGUUUCCAUCUUACCCCUUUUCCCCCAGAAACGCCAGAUACUCCGACCAGGACCUUGAUGAUCUAACAUUGGCGACCCCAAUGAAAACCUAUUGCUUGCAAGUCUUGAUCCACCAAAAUUCAAGUUGGUGGUUGCCACGAAUCCUGCGCCCUCCCCCCCCCCCCCCCCCCCCCCCCCCCUUUUACCUCCCCCCCCCCCCCCCCAAAGGCGGGGGGGGGGUGUGGGUUUUUUUUUAACACAACCACAAAACCAGCGUUAGUUCACAUUUAAAAAAUCUCCCUUACAAUUCCUUUUUUCUUUUUUUUGCUUAAAAAAUCCCCCAACCCCCCCCCCCCCCCCCCCCCCCCCACUUCUCUCUCCAUUGUACUUGCCCCGCCACUUGCACAAUGGUGGGGGUACGGUUUGAAUUUGAUCUUACAACACCUCGAAACACUGACUUGGUUACAUUUAGAAAACGUUACUCUUCAAUCCCUUUUCUUGUUGUUUAGAUAAAGAAUCAUGAUGGGGCCUUGUUGAAGUUCCAUGUGAGAUGUGCUACGGAAUUCAAAAAGUGCUACGUUGAAUGGCGGAGUCCUACAGUAGGAUUUCUAGUUCUUUGCCACCCAGACACUGUUAGGGUGGUCCAGAGUAGUAACGCCCCUAAAGCACCUACUUACAAUUUUGUAAAGCCUUUCAUAGGUAUGUACGGCAUACUUUAUUAUUGGUAAAAAUAAUCCAAGAGGACACAAUGUGUCUAAUAUGCCUACUGUCUUCUUUAAAAAUAGCCUCUAGAAGACGUUUAGUUAACUUAGCCUCUGUACAGAACCCCUCCCCUCAAAAAAAAAAAAUCGGGGAGAGUGUCUCUCCCUGAUUUUUUCUCAGAGGGGAGGGGCGUGUCUGUACACAGGCCAGUGUAAACAUAGCCCAAGUAGUUGGACAUGAUCGUCAGGGGGAGUGUAGACCUAAUUAGGACUGUUGUUGACAGUGACUCUUGUUUUGAUAACCUGUGUGGUAGUCACUAGAGUCAACUUGCUUUGUCUAUCCUAAUUUUGUCUAUCCUAAUUUGGCCAAUUGAGUCGCGAUGAUUUUGGUCGUCUUUCCGUUAAGUUCUGAUGUUAUUGGCUGUGAAAACGUUUGCUUUGAGUGGUUCAUGAUACAAUUCCGAUUGUGAUGUCUAUCGCUGUAGAGUUAGUCAAAUUUCUCGGUUUUGUUCAGUGAGUUUAUUGUUCUGUAAAGUCCCGGGGCUGUGUAUACUCUGCCCUGAGGUCAAACCCCUUACCCUGUUUUAUACCCUUUUGACUGAAAAGGUACCCCUUCCUUAUAACUUCCUAUUGGCAAAUGGUACCCCUUUCACAUACCUAUAGCUUAGAACUUUGUACCCUUUGAAGUGCUGUAAAUGCUCUGUCUUGAAUAAACCACAAAAUUAGAACGUUUUUUGACAUUUCACAGCCAUAAAAUGCAUCUGUUAGCGUUUUGGGCUUUGUAAAGACUGAAAUGACAGAUUUUCCUACCCUUUCACAUACCUCAACUAGUAAAAUCCCUACCCUUAACGUUCAUCUUCCUGAACCCUAAAAAAGGUACCCUUUUCGGGCGGAGCCUCCCCUUAUAGGCCAUUAUAAGGAGUUCCCCCCGGGCCUUGAAUUUGUAAAUACGGCGUUUCAUUUAGGGGAUGCCAAAACCAAAGUUUGGGUGUGCCCUACAUUUUAUUAUCAUAUGACUCGUACGGCCCCGUCGUAAUUUCGUCGGAAAACCGUAUGAAAAGAAGUCCGGUGUAAGGGCCGUAGGUGUCAAGUGAUUGGCCCGAAAAACGGGUACGGCUCUGGUAGAAAAGCGUGCUAAUCGACGAGUCAGAAAAAUUAAAAAACACAACGGUCAUAUGAUAAGAAUGCUUAUUGACUGAGUUAGGUCGGGCCGUAAGGAAAAAUAUUUGGCUCUCGGUCAGUACUCACGCACCUCGCUGCACUAGGUCCGUGCGUCCUGCAAAUAUCCCCUCCUCAACUCAGUCAAUAAGUACAUAUUAUUGACCCUAAUAUGUACCUCUUCGGCGUCUUUCAUUUUUUAAAGGAGAUGGGCUGAUUGCCUCUAAUGGAGCUAAAUGGUUCAGAAUGAGACGCCUGCUGACUCCAGCGUUUUAUUUUGAAAUUCUUAAAUCUUAUGUGGGAGUUUUUCAAGAGUCCACGAAUGUUCUCCUUGUAAGUACCCAAGGGUCUAAUAAUAAUGACAGACCUUCUUCACGAUACCUGCCAUCUUUAUACGCGCUUGAGUAGAGACAGGAUAAAAGUAAUGUCACUUGGUAUUUCAGGGGGCAAACGAGUGGUAGAAUUUGCCAAUACGAGUAAUCGCAGUCGAGGUUUUUUUAUUCUCUGAAAACAAGACGACGAUUUUUAUCUUCCAAAAUCUACAGUUCAAGUUUCAAAACGAUCUACGUCCGUAUUGCUCGUUGUGAGGACAUCAAUUUACAAUCGCUAUACUGCAUCCACCAUUUGCUUUUAUUAGUCCUAUUAGUACUUUAUACAUCAAUUCAGAAGAUUAAAGGAAGGCAUGACCCAUUGGCCCCGGCCUCAAGUGCCUCAAUAGUACAACUGUUGGAGACCGUGCUUUUAACAGUUUAGAUCUUCUUAUCUGCCCAGUCCAGUUUGCUGACUUUAAAAAAAUCUGGUCCACCAAGCGGACUAAGAGACUUGGAUAAUGGAUCGAAAAACUGGGGAUUAGGGUUAGGAUUAGAUAGGACUGCUACAGAAAGCUACGCUAUUAGGAACAGCUAGGAUUCUAAGGAGGGUGCUUGACUUCUAAGUACCGGGAGAGUGUUCCCAACGGACCCGUGGGCAUUGGUUAUGAUUCGCUCCCUUGGGGUGUUUGUCGGUAUGAGAACACAAUAAUAAUGAUACUACUACUACUACCACUACUACCACUACCACUACCACUACCACUACCACCACCACCGCCACCACCACCACCACCACCACUACCACUACUACCACUACCACUACCACUACCGCUACCGCUACCGCUACCGCUACCGCUACCGCUACCGCUACCGCUACCGCUACCGCUACCGCUACCGCUACCGCUACUUAAUAAUAAUAAUCUGAGUUAGGCCACAUCAUAGGAUUUCAUUAAAAGGCUCACAAGCUAGAACCGUCCGCGAAUUAACUGGCGCAGGGCACACCUCACUUGCCGGAAUGAACAACUAGGCAUUUUUAUUGUCUUUUUAGGAGAAGUGGUCUUCACCGGUCAAAGGAGAGGUGGAAUUGUUUCAUCACACGAGUUUGAUGACAUUAGACUCCAUCCUUAAGUGUGCCUUAAGUUACCAUAGCAACUGUCAAACUGAAGAGUAAGUAACAUGUAUUGUCAUUUACCUGGGGUUUAGCGCGUCCUUCCAUUGGUUUCUUGGAAGUCACAUGAUUUCCAACAUAAAACUGUUUCGUGCCAACAGUCUUUGAGCGAGAAACAAUGCAAAAUGUAUGACGUCGAAAUUAGUUAUCUGUAUUAACACCAAAGAAAAUGUCUUAUGAGAGCCCGAGAAAAUAAAUCUCAAAUUCCUCAAAAUGACACCUUACAGAUGAAAUUUUCAGCAUUUUAGCUGUGUUUUCACGAUUCUUGUGAAAUUUGACAUUCAUUUUUUCGGGCUCCCAUGAGAAAUAGUCUUUGGUGUUAUUACAGAUAACUAAUUACAUUUUAUAUUUGCUGUCAUCAUUUCACGACAAAGACUUUUGCUCUCUACAGGAAAAAGAACUCCUACAUAAGUGCAGUGUACGAUGCAGUGGACGAAUUUUUUAUCAGAGUUAUGUAAGUGAAGUUAUUUUGAUCCCGGGGGAUACUCUCUUAUGUAAGCCAUAAAGGUAUACGCAGCGCGAAAGGUAAUGGUCUUUACUUUCUUGCGGUCAUACGGUACGUUUACAAUAUGCCUGAUGGAUCUUGCGCCGGCUCGAAACCAUACUGGAUAGGGCUUCCGCUCUUACACUUAAGAACGGUGAUUUCGACACAGUAUCUGUGUGGUAACGAAGCUGCGCUGUCUUCAUUUCGAAAGUCGAGUGUCACAUAUCGCAUUAUUUUAUAGGCUUUGUGCCUCAUUUUGACGCAGUCUGAACAGGUAUUCGGACCGUAGCAAAAGUGAAUAAAUAGGAGCGAGGACUGGAAUCCACUGAGACGGAAGUAAAUGUUGAGGAGUGAGAACUGACAUUUAGUUCACGAUCGGUCAACCGCUCAGGCACGACGUUCGAUACGUGCAAACAGCUUGUUCCAGUUCUGUACCUGGCGGGCGUUGCUGUUCAUUCUAUACCAGAUACCUUUGGUGCUGACACGAACAGCUAUCCAAUAUAUCGUGAAUAUGACCCUUAAACGGUUCGUAGAUUUGAACUUGCCUAGUCCCUAGGCCUCAUUAUUAUGCGCGGCCGAUGUGUUUCGGGUCACGUGGUUCGAGAUUCGUCUCGGAUACGUCACCGAAAUGCAUUGACCGAGAGGGCCUGGAAAGACGCCGUACGGGGACUAGGCAAGAUUUGAACCAUUAACUGAUACAGUUACCGAAUAAGAAGACCAAAUAUCUAGAAUGUUGAUAAUUCCCGGGCGCCCUCCCCCUCUUUCCUCCCUCCAAGUAUUCAUCGUACUUCUAAGCAAGUAAGUUUUCACAUUCCCUUUAAGGUCAUUUUUCAGUGACAACCCGAAGAAAUGACAGUAAUUUGAACGACCUUAAUCGUUAUUUUUAUCAAAAGUCACAAAAUUUUUAUUUUUGCAAUAGGGUUAAUCUAUGGUUUUGAUAAAAAAAUUUGCAAUUUCUUCAUUCCUUCUUUCUAGGAAAAAUAGGCCGACUUAAGAUGGGAAACUACUCUUUCUAUAAUAUAAAAACCUGAUUAAAGAAAAUAGCAAAACUUGCAUCUUUCCAAAGGGGUUCGUCCAUAGUUUUUGGCAAAAAUUUUAAAUUGCGUCAUUGUUCCUUUAAAGCUAAAAUAGGCCGAACUACAAUGUUUGGUGAAGUCUCAGAUAUAAAACUAACCAUUCUAGACUAUAAAAAACUCAACUGAAGAAAAUCGCAAAUUCCGAUUUUUGCAGAGGGGUUAGUCCAUCGCUUUUGUAAAAAUUGUAAUAAGGUUUAUGCAUUCUUUCUUUUUAGCAAAAAUAGGCCAAAUAGAAGAGUUUGAUGACGUUCUAGAUAGAGAACUAGCCUUUCUAGACAAUAAAAACAUCGAUUUAAAAAAGUCGCAAAAUUUGCAUUUUUCCAAAGGGGUUAGUCUACGGUUUUGGUCAAAAAAUGUAAAUUUCUUCAUUUUUGUUGUAAACUGAAAUAGCCCGAAUUAAAAUGACUCUGGCGUUUUGGAUAUAAAACUAACCUUUCUAGACUAUAAGAAACUCGAUUUAACAAAAUCGCCGAAUUUGCAUUUUUCCAAAGGGGUUAGUCUAUGGUUUUGGUAAAAAAAUGUAAAUUUCUUCAUUUUUGUUCUAAACUGAAAUAGCCCGAAUUAAAAUAUUUCUGACGUUUUGGAUAUAAAACUAACCUUUCUAGACUAUAAGAAACUCGAUUUAACAAAAUCGCCAAAUUUGCGUUUCUCCAAAGGUGUUAGUCCAUGGUUUUUGUGAAAAAAUUCUGUUUUCUUUAUUCUUUCUUUUUAGACAAACUAGGCCAAAUAAAAGUCUCGGUGACGUUCUAGAUAGAGAACUACCCUUAAAAGACUAGAAAAAGAUCGAUGUAAAAACGCGGAAAAAUUUGCAUUUUUCUAGAGGGGACAGUCCAUGGUUUUCUUUAUACUUUGUUUUAAGCCAAAAUAGGAAUACUAAAAGUUUUUAGCGACGUUUUAGAUAUAAAACUAAGCUUUCUAGACUAAAAAAACCUCGAUUUAAGAAAAUCGCUAAAUUUGCAUUUUUCCAAAGGGGUUCGUCAAUGUUAUUUGUAAUAAAAUUCUGAAUUUUCUUUAUUGUUUCUUUGUAGCCAAAGUGGGCCAAAUAAAAGUGAUUUCAGACAUUUUAGAUAGACGUCAAGAAUUUCUAGACUUUAAAAACAGCGAUUUAAAAAGCCGCAAGAUUUCCAUUUUCCCAAAGGGUUUCGUCCAUGCUUUUUGUAAAAACUGUUAAAUAUGUUUUUUCUUUCUUUUUAGCCAAAAUAGCACAAAUGAAGUUUUUCGUGACGUUCUAGAUAGAGAAAUAGGCCUUCGAGACUAUAAAAACAUCGAUUUAAAAAAGUCGCAAAAAUUUCAUUUUACCGAAGGGUCCCUGGGUUUGGUCAAAUAUUGUAAAUUUCAUCCGUUUUUCAUUAAAACUAAAGUAGGCCGGGAAAAAAUGUUUGUGACGUUUUGGAGAUAAAAAUAACCUUUGUUGUAGACUAUAAACAACUCGAUUUAAGAAUACCUGUAUCGCUAAAUUUGCAUUUCUCCAAAGGGGUUAGUCCAUGGUUUUUGUCUAAAAUUGAAAUUUUUCUCGUUCUUUCUUUUUAUUCAAAAAAUGCCGAAUAAAGGCGUUUGGUGACCUUCUAGAUAGAAAGGAUAGAAAGCAAGCCUUCGUGGACUAUAAAAACAUCGAUUAACAAAAAUUUGCAAAAUUUGCAUUAUUUUAAAAGGGUUAGCCCAAGGUUUUUGUCAAAACUUCUGAUCUUUCUCAUUAUUACUCCUCAUUCAAAAUCUGCCAAAAAACGUGUCUGGUGACGUUUUAGAUAGAUAAAUAGCCUUUGUAGACCAUAAAAUCAUCGAUUUAAAAAAGUCGCAAAAAUUGAAUUUUUCCAAAGGGAAAUUUUUUGUCAAGAAUUGUGAUUUUCUCAUUCUUUCCUUUUAGUCAAAAUAUGCCAAAUAAAAUUGUUUGGUGCCGUUCUACGCAGAGCAAUAGGCUUUCUAGACCAUAAAAACAUCGAUUAGAAAAAGGCGCAAAAUUUUCAUUUUUUUGUCAAAAAUUUUAAUCUUUCUCAUUCUUUCUUUUUAUUCAAAAUAUGCCAAAAAGUGUUUAAUGACAAUGUAGACCGAUAAAUGGCCUUUCUCGACUAUAAAAACAUCUGUUUGAAAAAGUCUCAGAAUUUGAAUUUUUCCUAAGGGGUUAAUCCAUGGUUUUAGUCUAAAAUUGUAAUUUUUCUCAUUUUUUCUUUUUUAGUCAAAAUUAGGCCGAAUAAAAGUGUUUUGUGCCGUUCUAGAUAGAAAAAUAGGCUUUCAAGACUACAAAAACAUCGAUUUAAAAAGUAGAAAAUUUGCAUUUUUCCAAAGGGGUUAACCCAUGGUUUUUGUCUAAAAUUGUAAUUUAUCUCAUUCUUUCUUUUUACUCGAAAUAUGUCGCAUAAAAGUGUUUGGUGAUGUUCUAGCUAAAGGAAUAGUCUUUCUAGAUUGUAAAAACUCCGAUUUGACAAAGUCGCAGAAAUUGCUUUUCUUUAAAGGGGUUAAUAAACCAGUCCAUGGUUUUUGCCAACAAUUGUAAUCUUUCGCAUUCUUUCUUUUCAUUGAAAAUAUGCCAAAUAAAAGUGUUUAAUGACGUUCUAGGUAGAUAAAUAGCCGUUCUAGACUAUAAAAACAUCAAUUUACAAAGUCAAAAAAUUGGCAUUUUUUAAAAGGGGUUAGUCCAUGGUUUUUGUCAAAAAAUGUAAUUUUGGUCAUUCCUUCUUUUUAGUAGAAAUAUGCCAAAUAAAACUGUGCAAUGACGUUCUAGACAGAUAAAUAGCCUUUCUAGACUAUAAAAACAUCCACUCUAAAAAGUAGCAAAAUUUGCAUUUUUUUAAAGGGGUUAGUCCAUAGUUUUUGUUGAAAAUUGUAAUUUUUCUCAUUCUUUCUUUUCAUUCAAAAUAUGCCAAAUAAAAGUGUUUAAUGACGUUCUAGGUAGAUAAAUAGCCGUUCUAGACUAUAAAAACAUCAAUUUACAAAGUCAAAACAUUUGCAUUUUUUAAAAGGGGUUAGUCCAUGGUUUUUGUCCAAAAAAUGUAAUUUUGGUCAUUCUUUCUUUUUAGUAAAAGUAUGCCGAAUAAAAGUGUUUGGUGCCGUUCUACAUAGAGAAAAAGGCUUUCUAGACGAUAAAAACAUCGAAUAGAAAAAGUCGCAAAAUUUGCAUUUUUCCAAAGGGGUUAGUCCAUGGUUUUUGUCAAAAAUUGUAAUGGUUCACAUUUUUUUCUUUUCAUUGAAAAUAUGCCAAGUAAAAUUUUACGGUGCCGUUUUACAUAUAGAAAUAGGCUUUCUAGACCAUAAAAACAUCGAUUAGAAAAAGUCGCAAAAUUUGCAUUUUUUUAAUGGGGUUAGUCCAUGGUUUUUCUCAAAAAUUGUAAUCUUUUCAUUUUUUCUUUUUAUUCAAAAUACGCCAAAUAAAAGUGUUUAAUGACGUUCUAAAUAGAGAAAUAAGCUUUUUAGACGAUGAAAACAUCGAUUAGAAAAAAGUCGUAAAGUUUGCAUUUUUCCAAAGGGGUCAGUCCAUGGUUUUUCUCAAAAAUUGUAAUCUUUGUCAUUCGUUUUUUUUAUUGAAGAAAAGGCGAACAAAAGUGUUUUAUGACGUUGUAGAUAGAUAAAUAGCCUUUGUAGACUAUAAAAACAUCGAUUUAAAAAAGUCACAAAAUUUGCGUUUUUUGAAAGGGAUAGUCCAUUGUUUUUGUCAAAACUUUUAAGUAAUCUCAUCCUGUUUUUUAGAAAAAUAUGCCGAAUAAGAGUGUUUGGUGUCGUUCUACAUAGAGAUAUAGGCUUUCUAGACAAUAAAAACAUCGAUUAGAAAAAGUCUCAAAAUUUGAAUUUUUUUUUGAAGGGGUUAGUCCAUGGUUUUUCUAAAAAAUUGUAAUCUUUUCAUUGUUUCUUUUCGUUCGAAAUACGCAAAAUAAAAGUCUUUAAUGACGUUCUAGAUAGAUAAAUAGCCUUUGAAGACUAUAAAAAGAUCGAUUUGAAAAAGUCGCAAAAUGUGCAUUUUUUAAAGGGGAUAGUCCAUGGUUUUUGUCAAAAAUUUUAAGUUUUCUCAAAAAAUGUAAUUUUGGUCAUUCUUUCUUUUUAGUGAAAAUAUGCCAAAUAAUAGUGUAUAGUGCCGUUCUACAUAGAGAAAUAGGCUUUCAAGACAAACAUCGAUUAAAGAAAGUGGCAAAAUUUGAAUUUUUCCAAAGGAGUUAGUCCAUGGUUUUUCUCAAAAAUUAUAAUCUUUCUUAUUUUUCCUUUUUACUCAAAAUACGCCAAAUAAAAGUGUUUUAUGACGUUCUAGGUAGAUAAACAGCCUUUUUAUACUAAAAAAAACAUCUACUUGAAAAAGUCGCAAAAUUUGCAUUUUUUUUAAGGGGGUAGUCCAUAGUUUUCGUAAAAAACUGUAAUUUUUCUCACCUUUUCUAUUUAGUGAAAAUAUCCCAAAGAAAAGUGUUUGGUCCCGUUCUACAUAAAGAAAUAAGCUUUUUGGACGAUAAAAACAUCGAUUACAAAAAGUCGAAAAGGUUGUAUUUUCCAAAGGGGUUAGUCCAUGGUUUUUCUCAAAAAUUGUAAUCUUUGUCAUUUGUUUUUUUUUUCAAGAAAUGGCGAACAAAAGUGUUUAUGACGUUAUAGAUAGAUAAAUAGCCUUUGUAGACUAUAAAAGCAACGAUUUCAAAAAGUCGAAUAAUUGACAUUUUUCCAAAGGGGUUAACCCAAGGUUUGGGUCGAAAAAUGGCAAUUUUCUAACUUUUUUGUUUAGGCAAUAUAGGCAAGGAAAAUGUCUUUUACGAUAUUCUAGAACGAAAAAAGGCCUUUCUAGGCUAUAAAAACAAGAAGUUCAAAAAGUCAAAAAACUGACAUUUUUCCAAACGGGUUAACCCAUUCAUUUUUCCAACUUUUUUUUUCAGGCAAUAUUGGCCAGGAAAAUGUCUUUUACGAUAUUCUAGAACGAAAAAACGCAUUUCGAGGCUAUAAAAACCAGAAAUUUAAAAAGUCGAAAAAUUGACAUUUUUCCAACGGAGUUAACCCAUCGUUUUGGUCCAAAAAUGGUCAUUUUUCCAACUUUUUUUUUUAGGCAAUAUAGGCAAGGAAAAUGUCUUUUACGAUAUUCUAGAACGAAAAAAGGCCUUUCUAGGCUAUAAAAACAAGAAGUUCAAAAAGUCAAAAUAUUGACAUUUUUCCAAAGGGGUUAACCCAUGGUUUUCGUCCAAAAAUGGCCAUUUUUCCAACUUUUUUUUUUUUUGAGGCAAUAUUGGCCACGAAAAUGUUUUUUACGAUAUUCUAGAACGAAAAAACCUUUUUCUAAGAUAUAAAAACAAAGAAGUUCAAAAAGUCGAAAAAUGGACAUUUUUCCAAAGGUUUUUCAAAGGUUUUUCAUGGUUUUGGUCCAAAAAUGGCCAUUUUUCCAACUUUUUUUUUUAGGCAAUAUAAGCAAACACAAUGUCUUUUACGAUAUUCUAGAACGAAAAAACACCUUUCUAGGCUAUAAAAGCAAGAAGUUCAAAAAGUCCAAUAAUUGACAUUUUUCCAAAGAGGUUACCCCAUGGUUUUGGUCCAAAAAUGGCCAUUUUUCCAACCUUUUUUUUUAGGCAAUAUACUCCAGAAAAAUGUCUUUUAUGAUAUUCUAGAACGAAAAAAGGCCUUUCUAGGCUAUAAAAACAAGAAGUUCAAAAAGUCGAAAAAUUGACAUUUUUCAAAAGAGGUUAACCCAUGGUUUUGGUCCAAAAAUUGCCAUUUUUGCAACUUUUUUUUUGGGCAAAAUAGGCCAGGAAAAUGUUUUUACGAUAUUCUAGAACGAAAAAAGGCCUUUCAGGGUUUUAAAAACAAGAAGUUCAAAAAGUCGAAAAAUUGCCAUUUUUCGAAAGGGAUUAACCCAUCGUUUUGGUCCAAUAAUGGCCAUUUUACCGACUUUUUUUUAGGAACACAUAUCCCAAGUGAUAUGUGUUCCCCACCUGGGAAACACAUAUCUCUAGUGACAUAAGUUCCCCCACCUUGGAAACACAUAUCCCAAGUUAUGUGUGUUCCCCUACUUGGGAAACACAUAUCCCUAUUGAUAUGUGUUCCCCCACCUGGGAAACCUGUAUCCCUAGUAAUAUGUGUUCCCCCACCUGGGGAACACAUAUCCCUAGUGUUAUGUGUUCCCCCACCUGGGAAACACAUAUCUCAAGCAAUAUCUGUUUCCCAGGUGGGGGAACACAUAUCCCUAGUGAUAUGUGUUCCCCCAGCUGGGAAACACAUAUCCCUAGUGAUGUGUGUUCCCCCACUUGGAAAACACAUAUCCCUAGUGAUAUGUGUUCCCCCACAUGGGAAACACUUAUCCCUAGUGAUGUGUGUUCUCCCACCUGGGAAACUCAUAUCCGUAGUUAUAUGUGUUCCCCUACCUGGGAAACACAUAUCCCUAGUGAUAUGUGUUUCCCUAGCUUAAAAACACCUAUCCCUAGUGAUAUGUGUUCCCCCACCUGGGAAACACAUAUCCCUAGUGAUAUGUGUUCCCCCAGCUAGAAAACACAUAUCUCAAGCAAUAUCUGUUUCCCAGGUGGGGGGAAACAAAUGCCUAGUCAUAUCUGUUCCCCCAGCUGGGAAACACAUAUCCCUAGUGAUAUGUGCUCCCCCUCCUGGGCAACACAUAUCCCUAGUGAUAUGUGUUCCCCCACCUGGGAAACACAUAUCCCUACUUAUAUGUGUUCCCCCACCUGGGAAACACAUAUCCCUAGUGUUAUGUGUUCCCCCACCUGGGAAACACAUAUCCCUUGUGAUAUGUGUUUCCCCACGUGGGAAACAAUUAUCCCUAGUGAUAUGUGUUCUCCCACCUGGGAAACACAUAUCCGUAGUUAUAUGUGUUCCCCUACCUGGGAAACACAUAUCCCUAGCUAUAUGUGUUCCCCUACCUGGGAAACAGAUAUCCCUAGAGAUAUGUGUUCCCCCAGCUGGGAAACAAAUAUCCCUAGUGAUAUGUGUUCCCCAACCUGGGAAACACAUAUCCCUAGUGAUAUGUGUUUCCAACCUGGGAAACACAUUUCUCUACUGUAGUGAUCUGUGUUCCCCCACCUGGGAAACACAUAUCCGUAGUUAUAUGUGUUCCCCUACAUGGGAAACACAUAUCCCUAGUGAUAUGUGUUUUCCCAGCUUAGAAAGACAUAUCCCUAGCGAUAUGUGUUCCCCCAGCUGGGAAACACAUAUCUCAAGCAAUAUCUGUUUCCCAGGUGGGGGAACACAUAUCCCUAGUCAUAUGUGUUCCCCCAGCUGGGAAACACAUAUCCCUAGGGAUAUGUGUUCACCCACCUGGGAAACACAUCUCUCUAGUGAUAUGUGUUCCCUUACCUGGGAAACACAAAUCCAUAGUUAUAUGUGUUCCCCCAGCUGGGAAACACAUAUCCCUAGUGAUAUGUGUUCCCCUACCCGGGAAACACAUAUCCCUAGUGAUAUGUGUUCCUCCCACUGGGAAACACAUAUCCCUAGUGAUAUGUGUUCCCCCACCUGGGAAACACAUAUCUCUAGUGAUAUGUGUUUCGAACCUGGGAAACGCAUAUCCCUAGAGAUAUGUGUUCCCCAUCUGAGAAACACAUUUCCUUAGUGAUAUGUGUUUCCCAGGUGGAGGAACACAUAUCCUUAGUGAUAUGUGUUUCCCUACCUGGGAAACACAUCUCCCUUGUGUUAUGUGUUCCCCUACCUAGGAAACAUAUCCCUAGUCAUAUGUGUCCCCCUACAUGUAUUCGAAAGGGGUUAACCCAUGGUCUUCGUCCCUAAAUGGCUAUUUUUUUUAUUUUUUUAUUUUUUUCAGGCAAUAUAAGCCAGGAAAAUGUCUUUUACGAUAUUCUAGAAGGAAAAAGCACCUUUCUUCGGUAUAAAAACAAGAAGUUCAAAAAGUCAAAAAACUAACAUUUUUCCAAAGGGGUUAACCCAUGGUUAUGGUCGGAAAGUGGCCAUUUUGUGAACUUUUUUUUUAGGCAAUAUAGGCCAAGAAAAUGUCUUUUACGAUAUUCUAGAACGAAAAAACGCCUUUCUAGGCUACAAAAACAAGAAGUUCAAAAAGUCGAAAAAUUAACAUUUUUCCAAAGGGGUUAACACAUGGUUUUCGUCCAAAAAUGGCCAUUUUUCGAACUUUUUUUUUAGGCUAUAUAGGCCAGGAAAAUGUCUUUUAAAUUAUUCUAGAACGAAAAAAGGCCUUUCUAGGCUAUAAAAACAAGAAGUUCAAACAGUCAAAAAAUUGACAUUUUUCCAAAGGGGUUAACCCAUGGUUUUAGUCGAAAAAAGGCCAUUUUUCCAUGUUUUUUAUUUAGCCAAUCUAGGCGAGGAAAAUGUCUUUUACAAUAUUCUAGAACGAAAAAAGGCCUUUCUAGGCUAUAAAAACAAGAAGUUCAAAAAGUCGAAAAAUUGAGAUUUUUUAAAAGGGGUUAACCCAUGGUUUUGGUCCGAAAAUGGCCAUUUUUCCAACUUCUUUUUUUUAGGCAAUAUAGGCAAACAAAAUGUCUUUUACGAUAUUCUAGAACGAAAAAAUGCCUUUCUAGGCUAUAAUAACAAGAAGUUCAAAAAGUCGAAAAAUUGACAUUUUUACAAAAGGGGUUAACCCAUGGUUUUGGUCCAAAAAUGGUCAUUUUCCAACUUUUUUUUUUUGGCAAUGUAGGCCAGGAAAAUGUCUUUUACGAUAUUCUAGAACGAAAAAACGUUUUUCUAGGCUAUAAUAACAGGAAGUUCAAAAAGUCAAAAAAUUCAAAUUGUUCCAAAGGGGUUGACCCAUGGUUUUGGUCCAAAAAUGGUCAUUUUUCCAAUUUUUUUUUUUUUUUCCAAAGGGGUUAACCCAUGGUUUUGGUCGAAAAAUUGCUAUUUUUCCAACUCUUUUUUUUUUUGGCAAUAUAGGCAAACAAAAUGUCUUUUACCAUAUUUUAGAACGAAAAAAAUCCUUUUUAGGUUAUAAUAACAGGAAGUUCAAAAAGUCAAAAAAUUCACAUUUUGCCAAAGGGGUUAACCCAUGGUUUUGGUCCAAAAAUGGUCAUUUUUCCAACUUUUUUUUUUAGGCAAUAUAGGCCAGAAAAAUGUCUUUUACGAUAUUCUAGAACGAAAAAACGCCUUUCUAGGCUAUAAAAACAAGAAUGUCAAAAAGUCGAAAAAUUGAGAUUUUUUCAAAGGGGUUAACCCAUGGUUUUGAUCCGAAAAUGGCCAUUUUUCCAACUUCUUUUUUAGGCAAUAUAGGCGAGGAAAAUGUCUUUUACGAUAUUCUAGAACGAAAAAGGGCCUUUCUAGGCUAUAAAAAAUAGAAGUUUAAAAAGUCAAAAACUUGUAAUUUUUUCAAAGGGUUAAGCGAUGGUUUUCGUCCAAAAAUGGCCAUUUUUCCAACUGUUUUAUUGAGACAAUAUUGGCCAGACAAAAUGCUUUGUUUACGAUAUUCUACAACGAAAAAACGUUUUUCUAGGAUAUAAAAACAAAAAGUUAAAAAAGUCGAAAAAUUGACAUUUUUCCAAAGGGGUUAACCCAUGGUUUUGGUCCGAAAAUGGAAAUUUUUCCAACUUUUUUUUUUUAGGCAAUAUAGGCAAGGAAAAUCUCUUUUACGAUAUUCUAGAACGAAAAAACGCCUUUCUAGGCUAUUAUAACAAAAAGUUGAUAACGUCGAAAAAUUGACCUUUUUCGAAAGGAGUUAACCCAUGGUUUUGGUCCACAAAAUUAUCAUCUUUGCAGGGUUUUUUUUUUUGCAAUAUAGGCCAGGAAAAUGUCUUUUACGAUAUUCUACAACAAAGAAACGCCUUUCUAGGUUAUAAAAACAAGAAGUUUAAAAAGUCGAAAAAUUGACAUUUUUCCCAAGGGGUUAACCCACGGUUUUGGUCAAAAAAUGGCCUUUUUUCCAUGUCUUUUUUUUAGGCAAUAUAGGCCAGGAAAAUAUAUUUUACGAUAUUCUACAACGAAAAAAGGCCUUUCUAAGCUAUAAAAACAGGAAGUUCUAAAAGUCAAAAAAUUGACAGUUUUCCAAAGGGGUUAACCCAUGUUUUUGGUCAAAAUAUGGCCAUUUUUCCAACUUUUUUUUUUUUAGGCAAUAUAGGCCAGGAAAAUGUCUUUUACGAUAAUCUAGAACGAAAAAAACGCCUUUCUAGGCUACAAAAACAAGAAUGUCAAAAAGUCGAAAAUUGACAUUUUUGCAAAGGGGUUAACCCAUGAUUUUGAUCCGAAAAUGGCCAUUUUUCCAACUUUUUUUUUUUAGGCAAGAUAAGCAAACAAAAUGUCUUUUACGAUAUUCUAGAACGAAAAAAGGCUUUUUUAGGCUAUCAAAACAAGAAGUUCAAAAAGUCGAAAAAUUGACAGUUUUCCAAAGGGGUUAACCCAUGUUUUUGGUCAAAAAAUGGCCAUUUUUCCAACUUUUUUUUUUUAGGCAAUAUAGGCCAGAAAAAUGUCUUUUACGAUAUUCUAGAACGAAAGAAGGCCUUUCUAGGCUCUAAAAAAAAGAAGUUUAAAAAGUCAAAAAAUUGAAAUUUUUUCAAAGAGGUUAACCCAUGUUUUUGGUCCAAAAAUAGUCAUUUUUCCAUGUUUUUUUUUUUAGGCAAUAUAGGCCAGAAAAAUGUCUUUUACGAUAUUGUAGAAUCAAAAAACGCCUUUCUAGGCUAUAAAAACAAGAUGUUCAAAAAGUCGAAAAAUUGACAGUUUUCCAAAGGGGUUAACCCAUGUUUUUGGUCAAAAAAUUGGCCAUUUUUCCAACUUUUUUUUUUAGGCAAUAUAGGCAACUAAAAUGUCUUUUGCGAUAUUCUAGAACGAAAAAACGCCUUUGAACGCAAUAAAAACAAGAAUGUCAAAAAGUCGAAAAAUUGACAUUUUUCCAAAGCGGUUAACCCAUGGUUUUGGUCCAAAAAUGGUCAUUUUUCCAACUUUUUUUUUAUGGAAUAUAGGCAAACAAAAUGUCUUUUGCGAUAUUCAAGAACGAGAAAACGCCCUUCUAGGCUAUAAUAACAGGAAGUUCAAAAAGUCGAAAAAUUGACCUUUUUCCAAAGGGGUUAACCCAUGGUUUUGGUCCGAAAAUGGCGAUAUUUGCAAGGUUUUUUUUUAGGUAAUAUGGGCCAGGAAAAUGUCUUUUACGAUAUUCUACAACAAAGAAACGCCUUUCUAAGCUAUAAAAACAAGAAGUUCGAAAAGUCGAAAAAGUGACAUUUUUCAAAGGGGUUAACCCACGGUUUUGGUCCAAAAAUGGCCAUUUUUCCAUGUUUUUUUUUUAGGCAAUAUAGGCCAGGAAAAUGUCUUUUACGAUAUUCUAGAACGAAAAAACGCCUUUCUAGGCUAUAAAAACAAGAAGUUUGAAAAGUCGAAAAAUUGACUUUUUUCCAAAGGAUUUUACCCAUGGUUUUGGUAGAAAAAUGGCCAUUUUUCCAACUUUUUUUUUUUUAGGCAAUAUAGGCAAACAAAACGUCUUUUACGAUAUUCUAGAACGAAAAAACGCCUUUCUAGGCUAUAAAAAGAAAAAUGUCAAAUAGUCGAAAAAAUGACAUUUUUCCAAAGGGGUUAACCCAUGGUUUUGAUCCGAAAAUGGCCAUUUCUCCUACUUUUUUUUUUAGGCAAUAUAGGCAAACAAAAUGUCUUUUACGAUAUUCUAGAAGAAAAAAACGCCUUUCUAGGCUAUAAAAACAAGAAGUUCAAAAAGUCGAAAAAUUGACAUUUUUCCAAAGGGGUUAACCCACGGUUUUGGUCUAAAAAUGGCCACUUUUCCAACUUUUUUUUUUCGGCAAUAUAGGCCAGGAAAAUGUCUUUUACGAUAUUCUAGAACGAAAAAACGCCUUUGUAGGCUAUAAAAACAAGAGGUUCAAAAAGUCGAAAAAUUGAGAUUUUUUAAAAGGGGUUAACCCAUGGUUUUGGUCCGAAAAUGGCGAUAUUUGCAAGGUUUUUUUUUAGGUAAUAUGGGCCAGGAAAAUGUCUUUUACGAUAUUCUACAACAAAGAAACGCCUUUCUAAGCUAUAAAAACAAGAAGUUCGAAAAGUCGAAAAAGUGACAUUUUUCAAAGGGGUUAACCCACGGUUUUGGUCCAAAAAUGGCCAUUUUUCCAUGUUUUUUUUUUAGGCAAUAUAGGCCAGGAAAAUGUCUUUUACGAUAUUCUAGAACGAAAAAACGCCUUUCUAGGCUAUAAAAACAAGAAGUUUGAAAAGUCGAAAAAUUGACUUUUUUCCAAAGGAUUUUACCCAUGGUUUUGGUAGAAAAAUGGCCAUUUUUCCAACUUUUUUUUUUUUAGGCAAUAUAGGCAAACAAAACGUCUUUUACGAUAUUCUAGAACGAAAAAACGCCUUUCUAGGCUAUAAAAAGAAAAAUGUCAAAUAGUCGAAAAAAUGACAUUUUUCCAAAGGGGUUAACCCAUGGUUUUGAUCCGAAAAUGGCCAUUUCUCCUACUUUUUUUUUUAGGCAAUAUAGGCAAACAAAAUGUCUUUUACGAUAUUCUAGAAGAAAAAAACGCCUUUCUAGGCUAUAAAAACAAGAAGUUCAAAAAGUCGAAAAAUUGACAUUUUUCCAAAGGGGUUAACCCACGGUUUUGGUCUAAAAAUGGCCACUUUUCCAACUUUUUUUUUUCGGCAAUAUAGGCCAGGAAAAUGUCUUUUACGAUAUUCUAGAACGAAAAAACGCCUUUGUAGGCUAUAAAAACAAGAGGUUCAAAAAGUCGAAAAAUUGAGAUUUUUUAAAAGGGGUUAACCCAUGGUUUUGGUCCGAAAAUGGCGAUAUUUGCAAGGUUUUUUUUUAGGUAAUAUGGGCCAGGAAAAUGUCUUUUACGAUAUUCUACAACAAAGAAACGCCUUUCUAAGCUAUAAAAACAAGAAGUUCGAAAAGUCGAAAAAGUGACAUUUUUCAAAGGGGUUAACCCACGGUUUUGGUCCAAAAAUGGCCAUUUUUCCAUGUUUUUUUUUUAGGCAAUAUAGGCCAGGAAAAUGUCUUUUACGAUAUUCUAGAACGAAAAAACGCCUUUCUAGGCUAUAAAAACAAGAAGUUUGAAAAGUCGAAAAAUUGACUUUUUUCCAAAGGAUUUUACCCAUGGUUUUGGUAGAAAAAUGGCCAUUUUUCCAACUUUUUUUUUUUUAGGCAAUAUAGGCAAACAAAACGUCUUUUACGAUAUUCUAGAACGAAAAAACGCCUUUCUAGGCUAUAAAAAGAAAAAUGUCAAAUAGUCGAAAAAAUGACAUUUUUCCAAAGGGGUUAACCCAUGGUUUUGAUCCGAAAAUGGCCAUUUCUCCUACUUUUUUUUUUAGGCAAUAUAGGCAAACAAAAUGUCUUUUACGAUAUUCUAGAAGAAAAAAACGCCUUUCUAGGCUAUAAAAACAAGAAGUUCAAAAAGUCGAAAAAUUGACAUUUUUCCAAAGGGGUUAACCCACGGUUUUGGUCUAAAAAUGGCCACUUUUCCAACUUUUUUUUUUCGGCAAUAUAGGCCAGGAAAAUGUCUUUUACGAUAUUCUAGAACGAAAAAACGCCUUUGUAGGCUAUAAAAACAAGAGGUUCAAAAAGUCGAAAAAUUGAGAUUUUUUAAAAGGGGUUAACCCAUGGUUUUGGUCCGAAAAUGGCGAUAUUUGCAAGGUUUUUUUUUAGGUAAUAUGGGCCAGGAAAAUGUCUUUUACGAUAUUCUACAACAAAGAAACGCCUUUCUAAGCUAUAAAAACAAGAAGUUCGAAAAGUCGAAAAAGUGACAUUUUUCAAAGGGGUUAACCCACGGUUUUGGUCCAAAAAUGGCCAUUUUUCCAUGUUUUUUUUUUAGGCAAUAUAGGCCAGGAAAAUGUCUUUUACGAUAUUCUAGAACGAAAAAACGCCUUUCUAGGCUAUAAAAACAAGAAGUUUGAAAAGUCGAAAAAUUGACUUUUUUCCAAAGGAUUUUACCCAUGGUUUUGGUAGAAAAAUGGCCAUUUUUCCAACUUUUUUUUUUUUAGGCAAUAUAGGCAAACAAAACGUCUUUUACGAUAUUCUAGAACGAAAAAACGCCUUUCUAGGCUAUAAAAAGAAAAAUGUCAAAUAGUCGAAAAAAUGACAUUUUUCCAAAGGGGUUAACCCAUGGUUUUGAUCCGAAAAUGGCCAUUUCUCCUACUUUUUUUUUUAGGCAAUAUAGGCAAACAAAAUGUCUUUUACGAUAUUCUAGAAGAAAAAAACGCCUUUCUAGGCUAUAAAAACAAGAAGUUCAAAAAGUCGAAAAAUUGACAUUUUUCCAAAGGGGUUAACCCACGGUUUUGGUCUAAAAAUGGCCACUUUUCCAACUUUUUUUUUUCGGCAAUAUAGGCCAGGAAAAUGUCUUUUACGAUAUUCUAGAACGAAAAAACGCCUUUGUAGGCUAUAAAAACAAGAGGUUCAAAAAGUCGAAAAAUUGAGAUUUUUUAAAAGGGGUUAACCCAUGGUUUUGGUCCGAAAAUGGCGAUAUUUGCAAGGUUUUUUUUUAGGUAAUAUGGGCCAGGAAAAUGUCUUUUACGAUAUUCUACAACAAAGAAACGCCUUUCUAAGCUAUAAAAACAAGAAGUUCGAAAAGUCGAAAAAGUGACAUUUUUCAAAGGGGUUAACCCACGGUUUUGGUCCAAAAAUGGCCAUUUUUCCAUGUUUUUUUUUUAGGCAAUAUAGGCCAGGAAAAUGUCUUUUACGAUAUUCUAGAACGAAAAAACGCCUUUCUAGGCUAUAAUAACACGAAGUUCCAAAAGUGAACAAAUUAAACUUUUUCCAAAGGGGCUAACCCAUUGUUUUGGUUCAGAACUGGUUAUUUUUCCAAUUUUUUUUUUAGGCAAUAUAGGCCAGGAAAAUGUCUUUUACGAUAUUCUAGAACGAAAAAAUGCGUUUCUGGGCUAUAAAAACAAGAAGUUCAAAAAGUCGAAAAAUUGACAUUUUUCCAAAGGGGUUAACCCAUUUUUUUGGUCCAAAAAUGGUCAUUUUUCCAACUUUUUUUUUUAGGCAAUAUAGGCCAGGAAAAUGUCUUUUACGAUAUUCUAGAAUGAAAAAAACGCCUUUCUAGGCUAUAAAAACAAGAAUGUCAAAAAGUCGAAAAAUUGUCAUUUUUCCAAAGGGGUUAACCCAUGGUUUUGGUCUGAAAAUGGCCAUUUUUCGAACUUGUUUUUUUAGGCAAUAUAGCGAAAGAAAAUGUCUUUUGCGAUAUUCUAGAAGGAAAAAACGCAUUUCUAGGCUAUAAUAACAGGAAGUUCAAAAAGUCGAAAACUUAACUUUUUUCCAAAGGGGUUAACCCAUGGUUUUGGUCCAAAAAUGGUCAUUUUUCCAACUUUUUUUUUACGGAUUAUAGGCGAGGAAAAUGUCUUUUUCGAUAUUCUAGAACGAAAAAACGCCUUUGAAGGCAAUAAAAACAAGCAUGUCAAAAAGUCGAAAAAUUGACAUUUUUCCAAAGCGAUUAACCCAUGGUUUUGGUCCGAAAAUGGUCAUUUUUCCAACUUUUUUUUUUAGGCAAUAAAGGCCAGGAAAAUGUCUUUUACGAUAUUCUAGAACGAAAAAACGCCUUUCUAGUCUAUAAAAACAAGAAUGUCAAAAAGGCGAAAAAUUGACAUUUUUCCAAAGGGGUUAACCCAUGGUUUUGGUCCAAACAUGGCCAUUUUUCCAUGUUUUUUUUUUUAAGCAAUAUAGGUCACCAAAAUGUGUUUUACGAUAUUCUAGAACGAAAAAACGCCUUUCUAAGCUAUAAAACAAGAAUGUCAAAAAGUCGAAACAUUGACAUUUUUCCAAAGGGGUUAACCGAUGGUUUUGGUCCGAAAAUGGCCAUUUUUCCAACUUUUUUUUUUAGGCAAUAUAGGCCAGGAAAAUGUGUUUUACGAUAUUCUAGAACGAAAAAACGCCUUUCUAGGCUAUAAAAACAAGAAUGUCAAAAACUCGAAACAUUGACAUUUUUCCAAAGGGGUUAACCGAUGGUUUUGGUCCGAAAAUGGCCAUCUUUCCAACUUUUUUUUUAGGCAAUAUAGGCCAGGAAAAUGUCUUUUACGAUAUUCUAGAACGAAAAAACGCCUUUCUAGGCUACAAAAACCAGAAGUUCAAAAAGGCGAAAAAUUGAUAUUUUUCCAAAGGCAUUAACCCAUUGUUUUCGUCCAAUAAUGGCCAUUUUUCCGACUUCUGUUUUAGGAACACAUAUCCCUAGUGAUAUGUGUUCCCCCAACUGGGAAACACAUAUCCCUAGUGAUAUGUGUUCCCCAGGUGGAGGAACACAUAUCCCUAGUCAUAUGUGUUUCCCCAGCUGGGAAGCACAUAUCUCUAGUUGUAUGUGCUCCCCCUCCUGAGAAAUACAUAUCCCUUUUGAUAUGUGUUCCCUCACGUGGGAAACACAUAUCUCUAGUGAUAUGUGUUCCCCCACCUGGGAAACACAUAUCCUUAGUUAUAUGUGUUCCCCUUCCUUGGAAACACAUAGCUCUGGUGAUAUGUGUUCCCCCAGCUGGGAAACCCAUAUCCCUAGUAAUAUGUGUUCCCCCAGCUGGGAAACACAUAUCCCAAGUAAUAUCUGUUUCCCAGGUUGGGUAACACAUAUCCCUAGUCAUAUGUGUUCCCCCAGCCGGGAAACACAUAUCCCUAGUGAUAUGUGUUUCCCUACCUGUGAAACACAUCUCCCUUGUGAUAUGUUUUCCUCUACCUAGGAAACACAUAUCCCUAGUGAUAUGUGUUCCCCCACAUGUAUUCCAAAGGGGUUAACUCAUGGUUUUGGUCCGAAAAUGGCUAUUUUUUUAAGUAUUUUUUUUUUAGGCAAUAUAGGCCAGGAAUAUUUGUUUUACGAUAUUCUAGAACGAAAAAACGCCUUUCUAGGGUAUAAAAACAACAAGUUCAAAAAGUCGAAAAAUUGACAUUUUUUCAAAGGUUUUAAGCCAUGGUUUUGGUCCAAAGGUGGCCAUUUUUCCAAUUUUUUUUUGGCAAUAUAGGCCAGGAAAAUGUCUUUUACGAUAAUUUAGAACUAAAAAACGCCUUUUUAGGUUAUAAAAACAAGAAGUUCAGAAAGUUGAAAAAUUGACAUUUUUCUUAAGUGGUCAACCCAUUGUAUUUUUCAUCGUUCGUCACAGAGAAAUAGGCUUUCUAGACCAUAAAAACAUUGAUCUGAAAAAGUCGCAAAAUUUGCAUUUUUCCAAAGGGGUUAGUCCAUUCUCUUUCUCAAUAAUUGUAAUCUUUCUUAUUCUUCCUUUUUGUUUAAAAUACGCCAAAUAAAAUUGCGUAAUGUCGUUCUAGAUACAUAAAUAGUCUUUGUAGACUAUAAAAACAUCAAUUAGAAAAAGUUGCAAAAUUUGCAUUUUCCUCAAGGGGUAGUCCAUGGUUUUUGUCAAAAAUUGUAAUCGUUCUCAUUCUUUAAUUCUAUUCAAAAUAUGCCAAGUAAAACUGUUUAAUGACGUUCUAGAUAGAUAAAUAGCCUCUUUAGACUAUAAAACAUCGAUUUGAGAAAGUCGCAAAAUUAGCAUUCUUUUUAUGGGGUUAGUCCAUGGUUUUUGUUUAAAAUUGUAAUUUUUUACAUUCUUUCUUUUUAAUUAAAAUAUGCCAAAUAGAAGUGUUUGGUGACGUUCUACAUAGAGAAAUAGGCUUUUUAGACCAAAAAAACAUCGAUUAAAAAAGUCUUAAAAUUUGCGUUUUUCCAAAGGGCUUAGUCCAUGGUUUUUCUCUUUCUCAUUUUUUCUUUUUAUGCAAACAAUGGCGAAGAAAAGUGUUUAAUGACGUUGGAGAUAGAUAAAUAGCUUUUUUAGACUACAAAAAUAUCGAUUUCAUAAAGUCGCAAAAUUUAUUUUUUUUGAACGGGAUAGUCCAUUGUUUUUGUCAAAAAUUUGAAGUUUUCUUAUUUUUCCUUUUUAGUGAAAAUAUGCCGAAUAAAAGUGUUUGGUGUCGUUCUUUACAGAGAAAUAGGGUUUCUGACCAUAAAAACAUUGAUUAGAAAAAGUCGAAAAAUUUGGAUUUUUCCCAAGGGGUUAGUCCAUUGUUUUUCUCAAAAGUUGUUAUCUUUCUCAUUCUUCCGUUUUGUUCAAAAUGCGCCAAAUAAAAGUGCGUAAUGACGUUCUACAUAAACAAAUAGUCUUUUUAGACUAUAAAAACAUCAAUAAGAAAAAGUCGCAAAAUUUGCAUUUUUCCCAAGGGGUUAGUCUAUGGUUUUUGUCAAAAAUUGUAAUCGCUCGCAUUCUUUCUUUUUAUUCAAAAUAUGCCAAAUAAAACUGUUUAAUAACGUUCUCGAUAGAUAAAUAGCCUCUCUAGACUAUAAAACAUCGAUUUAAAAAGUCGCAAAAUUUGCAUUCUCUUAAAAGGGUUAGUCCAUGGUUUUCGUUUAAAAUUGUAAUUUUUCUCACUUUUUUUUUAGUAAAAAUAUGCCAAAUAGAAGUGUUUGGUGACGUUCUACAUAGAGAAGCCUUUUUAUAUUUUAAAAACAUCUAUUGAAAAAGUCGCAAACUUUGCAUUUUGCAUUUGCAUUAAGGGGGUAGUCCAUGGUUUUUGUCAAAAACCGUAAUUUAUCAAGUUUAGUGAAAAUAUGCCAAAUAAAAGUGUUUGGUGCCGUUCUACAUAGAGAAAUAGGCUUUCUAGACCAUAAAAACAUUGAUUAGAAAAAGUCGGGAAAUUUGCAUUUUUCGAAAGGGGUUAGUCCAUGGUUUUUCUCAAAAACCGUAAUCUUUCUCAUUCUUUCCUUGUAUUCAAAACCUGCUAAAUAAAACUGUGUAAUGACGUUCUUGAUAGAUAAAUAGCCUUUCUAGACUCUAAAAACAUCGAUUUUCAAAAGUCACAAAAUUUGCAUUUUUUUUCCAUGGUUUUUGUCAAAAAUUGUAAAUUUUCUCAAGUUUUCUUUUUAGUGAAAAUAUGCCAAAUAAACUGUUUGGUGACGUUCUACAUAGAGAAAUAGGCUUUUUAGACCAUAAAAACAUUGAUUACAAAAAGUCGCAAAAUUUGCAUUUUUCCAAAGGGUCCAAAGGGUCCAUGGUUUUUCUCAAAAAUUGUAAUCUUUCUCAUUUUUUCUUUUUAUUCAAAAAAUGGCGAACAAAAGUGUUUAAUGACGUUCUAUAUAGGAAAAUAGGCUUUUCUAGAUUAUAAAAACAUGGUUUUGAACAAGUCACAAUAUUGCGUUUUUCCAAAGUUGUUAGUCUAUGUUUUUUGUUAAAAAUUGUAAUUUUGCUUAUUCUUUUUUUAAAGUCAAAAUAGGCCGAGUAAAAGUGUUCGGUGAAAAAAAGUAAAGUAAAAAAAAACAAGUAAAAUUUGCAUUUUUCCAAAGGGGUUAUUCCAUGGUUUUUGUCAAAAAUUGCAAUUUUUCUCAUUAUUUUCUUUUAUACAAACAAGGUGGAUAAAAUGUGUUUGGUGACGCAUUAGGUAGAGAAAUAGCCUUUCUAGACUAUAAAAACAUCGAUUUUAAAAAGUCGCAAAAUUGUCCUUAUUUUAAAGGGGUUAUUUAGUCCACCGUUUUUGUCGAUAAUACCUUUAGAAACAUGCAACCUUUAAAACUUUCCUAUAUCAGUCUACAAGCGCUACAUUUCUGUCUAGAACGUCACCAACCAAUGUUACACGUUCUAUUUUGCCAAGAGAGAAAUAGUCCGAAUGAAAGUUUUUGGUGACGUUCUAGAUAGAGAACUAGUCUUUAAAAAAAUCGAUUUAACAAAAUCGCAAAGUUUGCAUUUUUCUAAGGGGUUAGUCAAUAGUAUCGCAAAAUUUGCAUUUUCCUAAGGGUUUCCAUGGUUUUGCUUAAAAAUUUAUUCUUUCUGUUUUAUCGAAAUAGUCCGACUAGAAGCGUUUAAUGUCCUUCUUGUUAGAAAACUAGGCUUUCUAGACUUUGAUAACAUCGUUUUGAGAAAGUGGAAAGAUUUGCAUUUUUCCAAAUCGGUUACAUGGUUUUGGUGCAAAAUUUUUAAUUUCUGUAUGGUAUGUUUUGAAAUAAAAUAAAUCAACUAAUUGUGUUUAGUGUUGUUUUAUUUAGACUUAUAACAAAUCGGAAAAUUGGCAUUUUUCAAAGGGGUAGGCCAUGGUUUUGGUGAAAAAUUUAAAAUUUGCUCAUCCUGCCUUUUUAUGCAAAACAGGCCGACUAAAAAUGUUUGGUGACUGUCUAGAUUGAAGACUAGCCCUUUUAGACUUAAAAAGAUCGAUUCAGGGAAGUGGCACAAUUUGAGUAUAAAAUUCAUCGAUGAGAUUCGCAAAAUUUGCAUUUUUCCAAAGGGGCUGGUUAGUCCAAUGCUCUGGGUCAAAAACUAUUAAUUUUUUCAUUCUGUAGCCAAUAUACAGGCAAAAUAAACGUUUUGGUGAUGUUCUAGAAACAAAAACUAACCUAUCUACAAGAAAGACGUUAAGAGAGGCACAAACGUUUCAUUUUUCCAAAGGGAUUAGUUUAUGGUUUUGGUGAAAAAUGUGUAACUUGUAGUCUUUCCAGACGAUAAUAACUUCGAUCUAAAGUAUAAAAUCAUCGUUUUAUGAAAUUUGGUAAAUUUCCAUGUUUUUGGCCGAAAAUCUUCCAGUUUGUUUAUGUUUCUCUCUUGGCAAAAUAGAACGUGUAACAUUGGUUGGUGACGUUCUAGAUAGAGAUGUAGCGCUUGUAGACUGAUAUAGGAAAGUUUUAAAGGUUGCAUGUUUCUAAAGGUAUUAUCGAACAUUUUCGAUUGUGUAGAGUUCUUUUUUCUCUAUAUUUAGGAACCCUUGGCUUUAUCCUGAUUUUAUCUAUCAAAUGACCGCAGGAGCAAGAAAGUUUGCUAAAAACUGUGCCCUGAUUCGUAACAAAGCCAAAGAAACAGUCGAAGAGCGGAGAGCUGCUUUAAAAGACACUGUAAGUAUUGCGAACGUGUUGUUUUGCGUAAGAAAGUAAAAAAAAAUAGAUUUAUAUUUUUCUCCAAAAUUAAACCAUCUGAAAGCAAUGGUCAUACUACACAACUGCUUGGUAUAGCGAGUAUCUUACGCAUGCGUGCAACAUAUUCUUAUAUUCCUUGCCUUAUCACAGAGUUGUGUAGUGUGACCAUUGCUUUCAGAUGGUAUAAUAUUUCCAUACACCUGUAUCUUAAUCGUAGUAAUUCACAAAAUGUUACAAAAUUUACAGCUUUUAUAAUUGUCUCCAAAACCUGUGAUUGCUCUUAACCCUUUAAGCCCUAAGAGUGAUUAGUAUCAAAAUUCUCCUUGUGAUAUCAAUGCUUUAUUAUAAAAUGGAUUGGUGAUGAGAAUUAAGGACAUGAUCACACAAGCCACAAUGAGUUGAUACUUCAACAACUUCUCACUACUACUUUUAUAGGAAAUGUAUAGGGACAACAAAUGAGAAUUUGAAUUUUGAUAUUAGAGCUUAAAGGGUUAAUAGUAACUAAUUUCCACCGGGGCUCCCGCUCGUAAUUGAAAGGAAUUAUGGAAAUGAAUGAAGCGACUCUGGAGGUGAGAGAGAAAAGGUGUUUUUGAGCUACGCAAGUCAACUGGAAGUGGACUUUUUGCAUUUUUGGGCAUUGGUUUUGCCAAACUUCUAGGGCAAAUUGUCUCUAUAAGAGAAAAGAUACUUGGCAAUACAAAUUUGUUAACUUUAAGGCACAAUCAAAGGGUAAAUGACCGACUUCCGGUUGACGUAAGUCGUUGGAAUCUGAUUUUGCUUAAGCUCUUUAUUGUGUAGACGCGCAUAUCAUCGCUGUAAGGAGAUAGGAGGGUCGCCGGCCGUUGUUUGACUUUUAACGAUAGACCAUUUUACAGUUGUGAGCUUAGUAUCCCAGCUUUAGAGUGAACGUGAGGCUGAAGUUAGCAUUGGUUUGAUACAAACCUCUUUCCUUUUCUCGUGGAAAUUAUGAAAUUAAAAAUACCAGAAUACCAAAGCAGGAAGGGUUAUAUCAAAAUAUGGUCAACUCCUGCCUGUUUCCACCUGUAACUGUAAAAUGGUCUAUUCACGGACAGAAUGCAUGAGAAAUCGAAGCUUUCAUAAUACUUAUACGGUCAGCGGCAUAUCUCAGAGCCUGCUUUCCUUUUGGUCAGUGUGAGCAGUGGCCCUUUUUGUGCUGGCCCAAAACAGUGGGCUCUGAGGUCUAAAAGGUGUCAUCAGUAAUAGGCCAUUUUCAGAAUAACGUCAAAUUACAUCAAUUAUAAGCAAGAGAACAAAAAAUGGAAGCAGUCUGGUAAUUCUAUAUGGGAAAAUAUCUGACCUCUGAGGCCUUCUUAGAAAUAAUGACCAAGCGCGUAGCCCGAUGUUAUCAUUUUAAGAAGGCCGAGGAGCGAUUGCCAUUAUCUGAUGAAAUGUACCUUUCCACUGUUUUCAAAUCCGCAGGUCAUUAUUGUGGCCACUGAAGUGAAACAGUAGGCUAUUAUUGGCAAUAAAGAGUAUAGAAAAUGAGCAGGUAAAAACAGCUCAAAACAAUUCUUGUGGAUAAUGAAUUAUGUGUAGAAAUAAUAGACAGCAAACGAAAAGUAAAAGGGUAGUCACGUGGUACAAAUUCGCGUUUGCCGUUUGACGUAAACGUGGUGCUUACCCUCUCUAAUAACAGAGAUAUUUAAAGUCACGUUUUCGCCAAGCGUGAAUUUGUACCACGUGACCAAGUUUUCCCCUUAAUUGUCGUUAACUGUUUAUUACUUCUACUCGGAAAAGAGUAUUUUCACACCAGUUUUAUCCGUAAGAAUUGUUCUGGACACUUUUUAUUUGUUUAUUGUCUGUUCUGAGAUUUACUCAACUUGAAUCUGACGUUUGCCGUUUGUCGUAAAUCUGACUCUUAAGAGAGAUUAAGAUUUACGUUUACGGCAUACGGCAAACGGCAAACGUCAGUUGAGAAUUUCUCAGAAUAGAAAAUAAGCAGAUAAAAACAGUCCAGAACGAUUCUUGUGGCGUUUUGACCGUAAUUUGAUGUUAUUUUUGUGUGGAAACAAUAUACAGUAAACGAAAAAUAAGGAGAGAACUUCGUCACGUGGUACAAAUUCACGUUUGCCGUUUGGCGUAAACGUGAAUCUUAAUCUCUCUUUAAUCUCUCUAAUGACCUCCUGUUUCACCUCAGUGACCUGCCUUGCAUUUAUUAAAAGCAAUUAAUGAGCCAUUUGUUCUUUAUUUUUAAGAGUUUUGAGAGUUCUUUGUUUAUGACCAAGGUUAUUAGUGCAUAAUUUGCCACUGGCACAUCUCCCAUAAUGCACCUCAUUUACCCCCCAAAUUUUGCAUAACCUUUGUUUUUCAUUUCCUCUGGGUAUUACAGCCGUCCCAAGAGAAACUGAAAAUAAUGCUUAUGCAAAAUUUUGGAGGGCAAAUAAGGUGCAUUGUGGAAGAUGUGCAAGUGACGAAUAAAGAAUGGAAAUUCCCUUAGGGAAACGUACUGCUUCAUGUUUAGGGGCAUCCCUAGAAUAUUCUACUUAUAACUUCUGCAGGAUGAGCAAGAGAGGAUUCAGAAGAAGAAACGUUUGGAUUUCUUAGACAUCCUACUCGGAGCUAGGGUAAUGCAAAAAUACUAUAAAAUGUGGCGUAUAAGCCCACGGUUUAUGUAUCUUGGCAAGGUGUUUUAAGACUGCUUAUAUCCAAAGGGGCUUGAUAACCGGAAUAGAAAAAUCUCUUUGAAACAAGCUACAGCAGUGCUGAUCACAAACACGUUUUAUAUUAAAUUUUACUGUUUUUCAAUUAAGCUUCAAAAAGUCAUAAAUCGAACAUAUUUCAACAAAUGCGGAACAGAAUUACAGGAGGGCUUAUAUCCCGCGGGGAGUCCUUGUAAUCGCAUGUAUAUUUUUGUUACAGGUAGCCUAUAACUGGGGAGUGGGCUUAUAAGCAACAGUUUACGGUACACCUGUAACUAGAAAGCCUAUUCACCAUUGUCACCUAGACCAUAAUGUUCCUUGUUUACCCCCCAAAAUUUUGCAUAACCAUUGUCUUCGAUUUCUCUUGGGACGACUGUAUUACCCAGGGGAAAUUGGAAACAAUGGUUAUGCAAAAUUUUGGGCGGUAAACGAGGUGCAUUGUGGUGUAUGUGAAAAUGGUGAAUGCAGGCGUUUUAAAGUCCUGAGUGACGAUCAUGCUGCUGCUAGACAAAGAUUCUUUUCCUUUUUUCACAAGUUGUGUACGACUUUUUGACUGCUUUGAUGUGUUCCGUCUCAAGCAGAACCAAUCUUUUGGAGAACGAUUAUCACAACUUGAAAGGUUUAAUCAAUCAGUAAUCCUUUAAAAAAUGCAUGCAACCCAUCAAAUGAUGUUGAAAACAUGUCAAAAAAUGCCAAAAAUUUUGUUUAGUGGCGCCACCGUAAUCACAACUUCUACCUUAGCGUCAAGUUGCCGUUAUAAUAAUUGUUGCAUUUUUUGCUCUAUCAAACACUAAAAAACAACCACCAUACAAGACUUUUUCAUUAUGCUGCAGGAUGAACAUAGGAAUGGUUUGUCCGAGGAGGAAAUAAUUUCAGAAGUCAUGACCUUCAUGUUUGCGGGACACGAUACAACAGCCAGCUGUGAGUAAAACUAUAAAUUUAGAGGAAAAUUCUUAAAAGUGGCCCUUCUUCCUAAAUACUGUUUUUUUUUUUUUGCUUUCUGACAAAUGGCCAUUUCUGUAUUAAUUAAAAUGAAAUAAGACUUAGUAGCAAUGCAGUGCUAAUUGGGGACCCUGGAAAAUACAGCGUGAAACAAACAAACUAGAUUAGAAAGUUGUAUAAAGAAUUCCACCCGUUGGGAGAGUUUUGUGUUCGUUGGUUUUACUGAUCCGUUUAAUUUAGAAAGUGCCGCCAUCUUGAAUUCGGAAAAAACAUUCCUUUUUGUUCAAUUCCAAAGCUAUCUCUUGGACAUUGUACAACUUGGCACGGUUUCCAGAACACCAACAGAAGUGUCGGCAGGAAAUUGAAGAGGUGUUUGGAGAGAAGGAAGAGUUUGAAUGGUUAGUGUUGAUGUGAAGUUUCUAACUAUCCUAUUGCACAUACUGGGUAACUUGCCCAGUCCUUAGGCGCCAGUGUUCCGCGCGGUCUGUGCCAUUCAGGUCACGUGGUCCGGGCGAGUUUGUGAGAGCUUCUCCCCACCGUUCUAUAUCAACCGAAAAGGCCUGGGAAGGCGCAUCUUGGCCGGGUAUCUGCACAGGAAUGAACGGAUUUAGAGAUGGGGUGGCGGAGGGGCAACGGUCCUCUCCUCUAGUUUGAAAUGUUGGUUUUAAAAUUUCUGAAAAUUCGAUCUGUUUUCCAGGUCCUUUAUUUCUGGACACAAUCGCUCUUAGAGUUCUUUAACCAUUACCAAGUAUCCAUAACUGGUACUACCAAAUACUUCGGAUCCCUCUUUCUCUCUGCAGGCGAUACCUUUAAGAGAACCUGACCGGAAUGUCUUUGCAUAGAGGCCUACAAGUUUUAAUAUUGUUCUUUUACGAGUAUGCUUAUCUUGUCUUUAAUAGGAAUGAUCUCAACAGACUGAAAUAUCUUCAACUAUGUAUUAAGGAAUCUAAUCGGCUUCACAGCGUAGUUGUUUCUACCAGUCGCGUGUUAGACAAGCCCUAUGAGAUAGACGGAAAAGUGGUACCAGAAGGUUAGUUGCUGAACUGAAGCUCAAUUUAAAAAUUACAGGCGAACCUCAAAGUGCGACCACCUCCCAUAAGCGACCACCUAUCCAAAACACCAAAAUUUUCCCAGUCAAAUCACCACGGUUGCAACCUUGGUAAAAUGACUACCUCUCUCGUAAGCGACCGCGACCACUUUUUUGGAAGACGGUUGUAGAAUUUCCGAUUAUUUUUAUCCUUCUAUAAGCGACCAUUUAAGGCAUUGUUUGAUCUCUAUGUUCGUUGUUUGCACUACGAUGGUAAGGGAAUGCGAUGUAUGUUCAGGGACAACAUAAAACUACACAUGUAUGGUUACUUAGAAAUUGCAUGCAAUGAAAUCUCUUUAAAAACGUAGAUAUGUCGGGACUUCGUCUUGGAAGAGACUCCCGUGGUUCGAUUCUCGUAAGGGAUUGAUACACCACUCACUAGUAAUCACGCUGGUACAAAUAGUUCCACUCAGUAGAUCGACAUUAUCGCCUGGUGAAGGCCUGCGGUACACGGUCGAAACGUCGCGAUCAAUGACUGAGGUCAUAACGCAGUGUUAUCGCGAGACAAACGAUAAACAAAUUCCUUUAUGCAGCUGUUUACACAUAGGAAUAUCUCUCACGAAACAUCUUUAUAUUGUUUAACAGGUACCUGGGUGAGGACUCACAUGUUUGCCUUGCAUCGUAAUCCACAUGUGUGGAAGGACCCAGAGGUCAGUGCGCUGAAAUUCAGGGCAGUGUUAAACUUGCAAGGAAACUCGCAACAGCUGCUUAACAAAACUUAUCUUUUAGAGUGAAACCAGCAACUUUGUGCAUUCUUCAAUUACUCAUGCCGAUUUUAUUUUUUAGACUUUUGAUCCUCUUCGUUUCACCAACGAAAACAUGAAAGAAAUGUCUCCAUAUGCGUACAUUCCCUUUUCUGCUGGACCAAGGUAAGGCUUCAAAUUUAAAUGUAUUUAAAAACAAUUUCGUCUACGCUAAGAACAACGAAAUGAGGAUUUUUCUCGGGAGACCACAAAAAAACCUCAGCAUACUUUGUGGCCCUUGAUGUCUUGAACGAUUCACUUAAUAACGGAUCUUAGGACUUUCUGACCCCUCAAUAGAGCAGAAUCAAACAAUUAGAGGUGCGUCCCUUCAUACAUCGACCCGCGACAAAGGCGUGGUUCUGUGCAUGUGGAUCAAGUUGUCCGCGCGAUGUAUAUUAUUGAUAUUUUAUUGACUAUUUCCUGACGUUGUGGGAAUGUAAACACCUGGGAGAUGUUUUACAAAGUCUACUCUCUAUAACUCCCUUUAUUUUCUCUUGCCCUUGUUCGUAAAUUCCCCACCCACUCUUUGCGUAAAUAAGCAACAUCAUAUUGUAACCCAGAUCUCCCUCGCUUAAGAGGAGCCGGGGAGUCUGUGGUCAGGCACCUCUGAGGUCUGAGGUCGAGAUCGUCCAACAGCAUGUUCAAAUUUUCUUAUUUCAAUUAUCAGCAGCUUUUAAGACGUGAGAGAAAAAGAGAUCGGUUUUUACAUCACCCUUCGUAAUUCAAGACGGUACUAUCAUUUAUGCUUUCAGAAACUGUAUCGGCCAAGCGUUUGCCCUUGCUGAGAUCAAAACAGCUAUUGCAAUGAUUCUUCGCAAGUAAGUGAAAAAACUAAAACAACUGAGUCUGAAGUUUUGUUAAUAACCAGGCGAAUGAAGUCUCAUUUUUACAGGGUUAGCCUUAUCUCAAGUUAAUAGAUGCAGAGUCUUCCGCGGGCAACCCACGUUGAAGUUGUUUUACUGAGACACUUGAUUUUAAGUGUCUCAUACAUUCAAAUUGUUUCCAAUGUAUUCCUCACUCAUUCCCCGGGACUACUCGUCUUUGGGAAACGAGAAGACUCUCGGGACAAUCUUACAUUAGCCUCGUCUGCAGGCUAGUUACAGUUCACUACCAAUAUUUAAGUGGUCUAUAGCGGGCAUCCACUCACGUGACUAGGGGCCACCAUUUUCACAGAGAAGUCGUUACGUCACUUUGCCAUGGUAACAAAAAAAAUGACAUGUAGGACUUCCCUGCGCAUGACUGCACUCAGGAACAAAUCAAUAGCCCAUAGUUUCGUUCCAUCGUUGGACAAUGCAAAUGGCCGUCUCCGUCAAGAAAAAUUGUUGGGAUGCAAAAAUAUUGCUACCACGUCACACUUUUUCUCUCUACUGGAACAGACGAGAGUGUUCAUUCGAGAAAAGAGUUAAAUCCGCACAGGAGUAUUGACCACUACAGAAAAUACCAUAACAUACCAAAGAACUCUUUGUUAGUCACUCCAAAACUUUGCAUAAGCAUUGUCUUCAGUUUCUCUUUGGAGUGCAAAUGGCCCCAAAAGAAACUGAAAUUACUGAAAUUAGGGCUUUGGACGACCAACAAAGAGUAUUAUGGUAAGUUAUGGUAUUUUCUGUAAUGGUCAAUUUUAACACCCUAUUAAUACACCAAUAAGCACAAAGUAAAAGCUUGGUUUCCUUCUGACAGGUUUGAUUUAAGCGUAGCCCCACAGAACAUUGUAUCAAAUGAAGAUCUCCAAUCUCAUCUGAUUCUUAAAGCGAGAAAUGGCAUUGUGGUGAAUAUCUCACCGAGGUCUACUCCCUAGAAGGUGAAAACGAAACAAGAUUGUUCAAGAAUUCAAUGGCUGUUUGCCUAACUCGGUACUCUGAAACUUAGCUAAUGUAAUGUAAGAGGUGUUUUAAAAAUACUUUGUCAUGCCAGACUACUGCAAAACAGUCCGUAUUUUUGCGUAUUCAAGGCUCGUGUGGGUCGCGCGUGGGAGACUUUAAACCGAUUUGGAGAAAAAUAAAAAACCGACUGUUUGCAGUGUAUUGUUAUGCAUAAUCACCAUCGCGAUUUCUACAAACAAAAGAACCUCAAAUAAGCAGUGAAUAUUAACUCAGAAGCGACAUCGCCAAAUGACUAUGGCAAAUGGAAAAAUGAUGGCCAAAAUUUAUUGAAACUGAAACGGCUUCAUUCAGGGUAGGAAACAUUUUCGAGCAUGUGACAUUUAUGCAUGCCUUUUGAGGCGCACGUUUUUAAGUACUUCUCGGUCGUUUCCUUUUCAAUUUCGCUUUAAUUUUAACUUUGAUGAUCGAAAAGCCUUGCAUGUACGAAAUAUUAGCAUGUUUACCGUAAAAACAAAUAUUAUCCCCGUUUUUUGAAGCAUUCUCUUUUUCCAUUUUUAAAUCGGUCACUCGCGGGAAAUCGUAAAUAUUGUUCAAGUUAGUGCGUAGUUUCGUAUGAAAAAGUUUGUGUUAUGUAUUUCUUUAAACCCCCAAAAAUAUUGUUUUAAAGUGAUUGUUAAAAACAUAUGCAUUUCAAGUCUUGUUAAACUGUAUAGUCAUCUAAAAG